Molecule: messenger RNA, 1503 nt
Organism: Neohortaea acidophila
Lineage: Eukaryota; Fungi; Ascomycota; Dothideomycetes; Mycosphaerellales; Teratosphaeriaceae
Exons: 1
Coding region: 1-1503 (500 amino acids)
Source: RefSeq, a predicted model, not a curated record
AUGAGCAACGGCCGGCCGCGCGACAUCGUCUACUGUCACGAAUGCGACAACGAGUGGUACAGAGACGAACAUGGCCUCACUUGCCCCAGCUGUACCAGCGACUUCACGGAGAUAGUGGAGUCCGCUAAUGAUCCUCGCGGCAGCGAACAGCAUGAACCCGAAGACUCUGCGCCGGCUGGUGGCUAUGGCGACUACUACGCCCCAGCGCCCGACCCCGAUGAGGAGGAUAUAGACAAUCUUCGGUGGACACAGACGGGGCCUGACACGUAUCGGUUAAGGGGAACCUAUCGCACCGAUAUCCCCAUCACUCCGGGCACGAACCUACAACAGCCAGGAGCUGCGCAACCGGGUUUGAUGGGAAUGGUGGGCAGUGUCUUGCAAAAUAUGCUUGGUGGGGGCCAACAACAGCAGCAGCAACCACAACCGCAACAACCUCAGUCUCCUCAGCAACCCAGGAGUCAGUCACCGUGGGAGGAAGGCGGGCAAAGACCCGGUAUCCCGCCCCACCUCGCCGCUCUCCAACGAUCCCCGACCCCCGGCUCACCCCCUGGCAACGGUACUUUUGUGCGCCAUGGCUCGGGGCCGGGCUUCACUUAUACCAUUGCAACCACGGGUACUUCCAACUUCGGCGGCGGCGGCGGCGGCGGCGGCGGCCAUCUGCUCCCCCGAAAUGCAAAUGGUCCUCAGCCCUUCCAACCUCAGCCUGAUCACAUUGAACAAAUGCUCGCACAGCUGUUUGCCAACAUUGGCGCAGGUCCCGUGGGCCCGGAUGGUCGUAUGCAAGGAGCAGGCCAGAUGGGCGGGCCCAUCAUGUUUGGCGGUCCGGGUGGUCAGGUGCGCGGCAUGCCAUUCGGCGACAUCUUCCAACUCUUUGGCCCUCCUGGGGGAGUUGCCGGCGAUGCAGUCUACAGUCAAGAAGCUCUGGACCGCGUCAUCACGCAAUUGAUGGAGCAACACCAAGCCGGCCAUGCCCCUGGCCCUGCGACGGAAGCCGCCAUCAAGUCCCUGCCCAUCAAAACCAUCUCCAAAAGCGACCUCGGCGAGACGGGGAAAGCCGACUGCAGCAUUUGCAUGGACGAGGUCCCUGUCGGCGACAGCGUGACGGAGCUGCCGUGCCAUCACUGGUUCCAUGCAGACUGCAUCCGCGCGUGGCUCAGCGAGCACGACACCUGCCCUCACUGCCGGCAGGGCAUCAUGCCGAAGGAUGGCGACGCCAACUCUUCCCGGCCACGCCAACCCAAUCAGGCGCCCAGGCACGACAUGCGAAGUCCCGAGUACACCCGACCGAGUGAUGUCCCCGGCGCCUAUCCGUUUCCCAGGCAGAAUUCAGGCCAAGCGGGUGGAGACGGAACCCAACAAAACCCAUACACCGUGCCCAACAGUCCGAACAUGUACCAACCGGGUAGCCCUAACGACGACAGGCGGAGGAGUAGCGGCAACGGCAUGUUCAGUCGUAUGCGCGAUGCUUUCGGUGGUGGUGGGUCAAAUGGGGGCCGAGGAUGA